Messenger RNA from Vicugna pacos (alpaca), 3130 nucleotides. Lineage: Eukaryota; Metazoa; Chordata; Mammalia; Artiodactyla; Camelidae. The record is from RefSeq and is a predicted model, not a curated record.
ACGAGCUUUGAGGUAGGGGAGGGCUAUGGGGAGUCUGUAUGAGGAGCAAGCUGUUGUGGGACAAGGGAUGCAUUCCGUGAUUGAGGGAGCGGGAUGGUCAAAAAUGGGGCAGGUUUGGGGGUGGUUAGGGUAUCGGAGAAGCAUGGAGAAAGAUUUAAGUGGCUUGGGGAUAGCCUUUCGGGGGGACUGGGCGGUCUGGAGGUAAAUCCGUGACCUAGGGGGUGGGUCAGUGAUUGGGAUGCACUUGGGGGAUAGGUCAGGAACUGGGGCAUCUUUCAGGGAAGGUUAGUGAUUGGGGAUGAAUGACAGGAGGUCAGUGAUCCGGUUGUUCUUGAAGGGAAUCAGGAAUUGGGGUGCCUCAGAACCUGAAAAGGCUUCUGGAGGAAGAUCGGUUCUUUGGAUAGCCUUGGGAGGAUGUCAGCGAUUGGCCCAUCUUUGGAGGAAGGUUUCCCAGGUAAGCAGUCAGAGCACCUACGGGUUCUGGCUUCCUGGGAUAAAACAGUUCCCAUGAGGGAAGGAACUGAAAGUACCAAGAUCAGCACUACAUCCUUGACCAGAGACCUUGUAUUAGAGCUUCAGAGAAGAGCCCAGAACCAACAGUAAAGCAGAUAAUAAAGUUGCUGUCUGUGACCCAGGGCUCCAGAAAAUGUCCAAGUCUCAAGGCUCACUGUCAUUCAGGGACGUGGCUGUGGUUUUCACCUGGGAGGAGUGGCAGCUACUGGACCUCAUUCAGAAGAACCUGUACCAAGACGUGAUGUUGGAAAAUUACAGCAACUUGGUAUCAGUGGGGUAUCAAGAUACCAGAGCAGAUACAUUCUGCCAGUUGGAGCAAGGAAAACCGUGGAUAGCAGAGGAAGAGACCCACAGUCAGAUUCAUCCAGAAGACACCUGGCAAGCCGACAGUCAUAGAGACUGGCACGAAGAAAACCAAGGCAACCUGGAAACUAUGGGGAGUCACCAUGAAGCUAAUACAUUUGGAAAAAUACCUUCUCUGAGCUUAAACCUUGAUGUUUCUUUAGCACAAAGAUCUCAUACACUUGACAUACUUGGAAAAUAUUUGAAACCUAACCUAGAGUAUAUUAUUCAGAACAAAAGCUAUGCAAGAAAUGAGGUUGAAUUUGAUCAGUAUGACAAAUUAUCUCUUUAUACUAAGCAUGAGAAAACUCAUGCUGGGCAAAAAUACAAUGACUAUAACGAACGUGUAAAAGCUUUCAGCCAUAAGUCACAGCUUAUCAAACACUGGGAAACUCAAACAGCAGAGAAACACUGUAACUGCAGUGACUGUGGGAAAGCCUUUUCCCAGAGGUCGGACCUUAUUAAGCAUCAGAGAACGCACACAGGAGAGAAACCCUUUGGAUGCAGUAGAUGUCAGAAAGCCUUCGGCCAGAAGUCCCAUCUCAUUUUACACCAGAGAACCCAUACAGGAGAGAAACCAUAUGAGUGUCAUAAAUGCGGAAAAGCUUUUACCGAUAAGUCAUGCCUUAAUAAACAUCAAAGAACUCACAAAGGAGGGAAACGGUUUGAGUGUCGGAUGUGUCAGAAAGGCUUCAGUGAUAAGUCACAGCUUACUUUACAUCAAAGAACUCAUACGGGAGAGAAACCCUACAGGUGUGGUGAGUGUCACAAAAGCUUCAGCAGUAAGUCACAGCUCCGUAUUCAUCAGCGGUCUCACACGGGAGAGAAGCCCUAUGGCUGCAGUGAAUGUGGGAAAACAUUUCCCCUUAAGUUUAGCCUCAUUUUACACCAAAAAGCGCAUAAAGGGGAAAAACCUUAUGGAUGCAAUGAAUGUGGGAAAGCCUUCAUCCAGAGGUCGGAGCUCAUUAGACAUCAGAGAACUCACACGGGCGAGAAGCCUUAUAACUGCAGCGAGUGUGGGAAAGGCUUUAGUGUCAAGUCACUCCUCAACACGCACUGGAGAACUCACACAGGCGAGAGACCCUAUGGAUGCAAGGAGUGUGGGAAAACGUUCUCCAUCAAGUUUAGUCUCAUUCUGCACCAAAGAACUCAUACCGGUGAGAAACCCUAUGAGUGCGGUCAGUGUCAGAAAGCUUUCACCCAGAGGUCACACCUCACUAUUCAUCUGAGGUCUCACACCGGAGAGAAGCCUUACGAGUGCAGUGAAUGCCACAAAGCCUUCAGCCGGAAGUCGUAUCUCCUUAUUCAUCAGAGAAUUCACUCAGGAGAGAAACCUUAUGAAUGCCACGAAUGUGGGAAAACCUUCUCUCACAAGUUUAGUCUCCUCAUUCAUCAGAGAAUCCAUAGUGGAGAGAAACCCUACGGAUGCCCUGAAUGUGGGAAAACUUUUCCUAUCAAAUUUAGCCUUGUUUUACAUCAGAAAACACAUACAGGAGAGAAACCCCACGAAUGCAGCGAAUGUCAGAAGUCUUUUGCCCAGAAGUCACAUCUUACUAUUCAUCAAAGGACUCACUCAGGUGAGAAACCUUACGGAUGCGGUGAGUGUUGGAAAACCUUCUCCCACAAAUUCAGCCUCCUUUUACAUCAGAAAACUCAUAGAGGAGAGAAAUCAUGAACGAUGUAAAUAUCCAGAAGUCGUCAUUGCGAAGGAACAGUUCAUUACACACCAGAGUGUACGUGGGAGUAAAACCUUGAGACUUUGGGGACACACUUUCUUUUCAGAGUCACCAUCUUAUUACUUAGCCGAGAAUGGAACUGCAUAGAAUGCCAGACAGGAGGAAACACCUUUCCCAAUAAAUUCAAUUGAAUGUGGCCCAGAGAGAAGAGAUAGGAAGGAGUAUCUGUGUAAGUAUUAACUGUGGGGAUGUUGGUGGUGUGAAAUUCAGCUACACUGGUAUCAGAGAACUGACACGGAGGGAAAAAUUCUAUACUUUAAAGAAUCUGGAGAAUCAUGCUUUCAUGGGUAUCGUUUUAUGAGGGAAGUCAUUUUCGGUAACUGUGACGUAAUAAAUAGCAUUAUAGAAAGUAUUAAAUAUGUAAAUAAUACAGUAAGGAAGCAAAGCAAAAUUAUGUCAGAACUAUGUAAGAAUAUGUAAGUGUUUUGUACCUAUUUUUAUUAUAAAAAUGAUUGUUCAUAUUUAGGAAUUGCAUGUGUUAGCAUAAAGAUUGUGACUCUGGUCCAUGUGCUUAAAUGUACAUAAAACUUUACCACAGA